AGAAAAAUCCAUUCGUGUUGAGUGGCAUGUAAAUGUGUGUUUGGCGAUUCAGUAGUGUGUAUUUUAUAAGCAUUGCUACUAUUCUGGGAACAGGUAUUCUUGGCCUCCCCGUAACACUUUAUAACUGUGGAUUCUUGCCUUUUUUUGUCGUUUUCACUGUCGUGUUAUUUGCCCAAAUAUGCGUAGUUUUUGCGUUUGUAGAACUUUUACAACGAACUGAUGCCUCACUUUCGAAACUGACAACUGAGCUACAUCCUAUUAACACAAGCAACGUUGAAGCGGUCGAUUUCCAACUUAUUACUGACAGUUCAAUCAACCGAACUGCAACGGAGCAGACAGAAGAUUCUUCAACAGGGAAGAAGUUCCCGCAUACUUCUAUAUCCAGUGUCAGAGGGACAACUCUUUCAGAAGGGAAGCCUGCGGCCUCUCUCUUCACCAUGAGUGCUUUGUACCUGAAGAAUCCACUCAUUCGCUUUCUUUUUGAGCUGACUGUUUUGGUACACUUUGUGAGCAUCAUGACGAGUUAUGCUUUGGCGGCUCCUCAAAGUUUCCGACAAUUUUUUGGCCUAGAUGUUUCAAACUCUUUUACCACUACUCUUCUUUUUGUUUUAUUAUGUUCUUUCCUAGUAUGCUUUGUAUUACCUGGUGCUUUGAACGUAGUAUCGAUUGCCACGGCUUUGAAAGGAAGCAUACUUAUCGUUUUAAUUGCACUAGUUACUACUGUAAGUCUUAGAGUAGGUCAAUCGUUCCAAAACCGCUUUAAUUACCUGUUCGACUCCUUUUUGAUUGGAACAGUCUCCCUGGGUAGUGUGGUUAAUAUCAUGCCAGUUACUUGGUCUCAAUUGGGUUCUCAAAAAGAUAAUCGUACUGUUAAGUUGUACCGCAUUUCUGUUGUUUUGGCAGUCGUUACUUGUUACAUUUUGUGUACUGUUUGGUGUCUCGCAAUAUUGUUAGUUGUUCCACAAUCGUCAUCUGUGGACUCUCUUCAGACUGCUUACAAAUUGGGUCAAAUUUCGACUAUUCCUUUGGUUUCCCAACUCCAUCAAGUGAACUCCAUUCCUAACGUUGUCUCUUUUUUGGUAAACGGUUUCAUUUGUCUCUCUACUACGGUCAGCUUUUUAGUUAUGGGAAGUGGUUUAAAGAGUGCAUUGGAUGGAUUAGCAUUUCGUUGGACAAGACUCGAGACAAAUGAAGCAGUAUUUUCUCCUCGAUGGAAACGGUUAGGAGAAAACAAAAUCCGCGGAGUACUCUAUUUUUGCUCUUUUGGUUUGAUUGCGUUGUUAGCAGCGUCGAAUCCUCAUUCUUUUAUGCGUGUUUUGGAAGGAUUUACUUCUCUUUGUUUAAAUACGGAGUCAGGUCUUUUUGUAGGUUGGAUGCUCCUUUCCAGCUCGUCAGUUAUAAACUCUAUGGAAUUGAUGCUUCCCAUGAGAAAGAACACUAUUGUGAUUUUGGGAUAUUUCAUUGAAGUUUUUUUCGCGUUAGCAAUAGCUACUAGUGUCAUAUAUCUUAGUUUCUAGAAGAAAUAUCUCGGAGCCACAAACAAGAAAAAGAUAUUGUAAUCAUUAGAUACUGCAAUUUCCUAUGAAAAGCAUUAACAAGUUGUUUACUAUUUUGCCCAUCAUUUUUGUGUCC
Messenger RNA from Galdieria sulphuraria, 1632 nucleotides. RefSeq lists its product as uncharacterized. The coding region runs from base 33 to 1517 and encodes 494 amino acids. Lineage: Eukaryota; Rhodophyta; Bangiophyceae; Galdieriales; Galdieriaceae. The record is from RefSeq and is a predicted model, not a curated record. Gene Ontology annotation, biological process: amino acid transmembrane transport. The transcript has 2 exons.